Molecule: messenger RNA, 983 nt
Organism: Larimichthys crocea (large yellow croaker)
Lineage: Eukaryota; Metazoa; Chordata; Actinopteri; Sciaenidae
Gene: polr3f
Product: polymerase (RNA) III (DNA directed) polypeptide F
Exons: 8
Coding region: 90-917 (275 amino acids)
Biological process (GO): transcription by RNA polymerase III
Cellular component (GO): RNA polymerase III complex
Source: RefSeq, a predicted model, not a curated record
UGUGUGUGUGUGUGUGUGUGUGUCACAGGAUCAAAGAGCUGUGUCAGCAGUUUCCUCACGGCAUCACAGAUCAGGUGAUUCAGAACGACAUGCCUCACCUGGAGCCUCAGCAGAGAGCCAUGGCCAUCAACAAGCUGCUGUCAUUGGGUCAGCUGGACCUGCUGAGGAACAGUUCAGGUCUCCUGUACAGAAUGAAGGACACUCAGAGCACCAGUAAGAUGAAAGGUUCAGACAACCAGGAGAAGCUGGUCUAUCAGAUCAUUGAGGACGCCGGAAACAAAGGCAUCUGGAGCAGAGAUAUCCGCUUUAAGAGCAACCUUCCUCUGACUGAGAUCAACAAGAUCCUGAAGAACCUGGAGAGCAAGAAGCUCAUCAAAGCCGUCAAAUCUGUUGCUGCGUCAAAGAAGAAGGUGUACAUGUUGUACAACCUGCAGCCGGACCGCUCAGUGACGGGGGGGGCCUGGUACAGCGACCAGGACUUUGAGUCCGAGUUUGUUGAAGUUCUGAACCAGCAGUGCUUCAAGUUCCUGCAGAGCAAGGCUGAAGCAGCGAGGGACAGCAAACAGAGCCCCAUGGUUCAGAGGAACAGCUCCUUCGCCACCUCGCAUGAAGUCUGGAAGUACAUCUGCGAGCUGGGAAUCAGCAAGGUGGAUCUGUCCAUGGACGACAUCGAGACCAUCCUGAACACGCUGAUCUACGACGGGAAGGUGGAGAUGACCAUCAUCGCUGCCAAGGAGGGAACGGUGGGCAGCGUGGACGGACAGAUGAAGCUGUACCGCGGUGUUAACUCCGUCAUCCAGCCGACCGGCCUGGUCAGGACGCCCUGCGGACUCUGCCCGGUGUUUGACGACUGUCACGAAGGUGGAGAGAUCUCUCCGUCCAACUGCAUCUACAUGAUGGAGUGGUUGGACUUCUGACGGCUCAUCAGAUCUUCAGUUUAUUUUUUAUUUAUCACAAAGUUUAAUAAAAGUUCAAAAAUCCAA